ACAAAUAAUAUUUCACGAAUACCUGCAGGAAGCCUGCCACCAAAUCUAACAGACAUCAAUUUGAAUGAGAAUCCAAUAACAGCAAUAGACGAUAAUGCAUUCGACGAUUCUAUCCUCACCUUGAUAGCGGUUUAUUUGUCCAGCUUUCGUUUCACUCGACUCCCGAACGCUAUUGGACAUUUGCGAGCUUUGGUCAGUUUGUCCAUCUCUGCGGCAAACAUCACAGACUGGAACGAGGCAGUUUGGGUUAACAUUGGUCAAACUCUAAAGUCGCUGGAGCUAGAUACCAAUGGGUUUACUCAAUGGCCCAGUUGGAUUCGGCAUUGUACGCAACUGACCAGUCUAAUCGUUGUAUGGAAUUCGUUUUCUUCCAUUCCCGAUGGCGCACUAGAUUCUGUGGCCCAUAGUCUGACAAGUUUGGAGCUCAACAACAACAGAUUGACUAUGAUACCUAAGGCGCUUUCAAACUUGAAUACUCUACAAACACUAUAUCUGCAG
Messenger RNA from Candidula unifasciata, 498 nucleotides. NCBI's taxonomy places the organism in Eukaryota, Metazoa, Mollusca, Gastropoda, Stylommatophora, Geomitridae. The record is from the annotation of a GenBank genome assembly.